CAGCACCCUGGCUGUCGUCCGAAGGAGCAGGAGAGUGAGGAAGAAAAGAAACUUUUCUCCUGAAGUGGAAAUUGUGGCGAAGGGGAGAAAAGUGAGCAGGGGGGAUCGCGCAGCCGGGCCAGAGCAGACAAGGCGGGUUAAAGGAGCAGCUGGCUUGGAUUCCGGGAAAGGACGCGGAUUCUGCUGUGACCUCUGCAGCUCUCCUUACCUCGUCGACCCCAGCCGCAGAGGCAACCAGCUGAAGACCUCUAGCUCUCUGCCUUCUCCACGCCACAAACGGGAUCCCAGGACAGGCCAGGUGCUGACGCUCUGCAACGCAUGUGGUCUGGCACUCGGCAGGCCUCGGAGCACUCCGAACCCCGCGAAGGAUCCUGGGCCGGAUGAGAGGAAGCGGCAUGAAGAGCAGCUGCAGGCGUUUGGACGGGCCAUGGUGGAGCUGCUCGGGGACCAGGAUGGGAGCAAGCUCUGCUGUCCUGCCUACACCAGGAGACCCUGCCUCUGCCUCCAGAAUUAUCUCAAAGCCCCAGGGCUGGGCGAGAACGAGAGCCGGACGCGAGCCCUCGAGUUCUUGAGGUUGCUGCAGGAAUCCAAGCGACUGAAAACCGUGAAGUUCUGCAGCGCCGGGGCCAGCCAGCAAGCCGGGGAGCCCAGGAGGAGGCGAGCCGUCGGGCUGGGGAGCGGCCAGCGGAGAUCUCGAGCCUUUGAGGACUUUGUCCUGAAGAACCGGAGGGUGUUGCGUGAAGAGCUGAAACUAUGCGAGAGAGCCACGCAAAGGAUUCUGGGAUACUCCAACAACUUCCUGCAUAAGAAGCUCAAAACAAGCAGCCAAAAGCCUGCCAGAGUUGAGCGGAAGAAGGGGAAAGGGGCUCUGGGGCUCCUCAAGCCCAUUGCAGAACUCGGCGAAGAGAAGUGCUGCGCGGCCAACUGCACUGCGAUGGCCCACACCUACGGCCGCCUGCUGCAGCACUGGAGAGAUCGAGCAUUAAUGGGCCAGUCGGAGGCUCGCCGAGUCCUAGCCGAAAUGCUAACGCCCUCGGGGGGCAGUAGGUGUAACUGUUACCGCUUCAUAUCCUGGGUGACUGGCUCCAGCCCGAGCACCAUUAGCAAGGUUAACGAGCAGAUGAAGAGGACAGGGGGAGAUAGGGAGCCCCCUCCCCACAGACUCAAGCAGUGGAGGAAGGAGAACCCCAAGCCCAACAAGAAGGGUUGUGUUGCUGAGGAGAGAGCGCAACCCAGUCAGGCACCAUUGCUGGCUUCCCCCUCCACAGCUGGUUCCCAGGAGCUGCCUUCAGUCUCGGUCCACGGGCCAGCCUCAGCGGGCGAGCCGCCCACCUCUGUAACCGGCGCUCUGGACCCCUGCCCCCUGCCGCAGGCCAUGCCUGUCUCUAGCAUUGUCUCAGCACUGCCCAGCACUGGCGGGGAGAUGACAUCACCUUGUACCAGGCGGCCAGCUGGCACGUUCUCUCCUGCACCGGCUGCUGCUUCAAAAGCUGCAUCCGCUUCUCUCGCCCCCUCCAGCCCCCUGCUGCACAGAGCCCAGACUGAGCAGCAGCAUCUGCGGGGCCUUGGCUACACUAGGGAUCCAGCCCACCCUGCGCAGCCUUCACCCCUGGCCCAGUCUCUGGCUCUCUCUCAGCUUCUUGGUCCGGACUCUGGGCUCUGUCCAGCCCGUCAGCAGAUGCAGGGAGCGGAGGAGAUAUGGAAAGGCCAAGAGCUGCAGCCUCCUUUGAUCCUGAUGGGGGCAAACAAAGGCGCUGUUCCAGGCUCCAUUAACUCUGGGGGCCGGUUUCUUGGUGGCUGCGUUGCAGGUGCUGUGAGGGGCCCGCUGCCCAGCGCAGAACAGAGGCUCCCGUCCCAGCUGGCAGGAGGCGAUGAGACCCGACAGCCGCUUGCCCUCCCCAGCAGCCUCCAUCCUCCUCAUUAGCAGCGCACGUGGCUGCCCCAGUGCUCCCGGGGGCUGGAGCGUGGGUCUCAGAAGGCAGUUUGCCAGCUCAGCUAUGGGGGCUGCUCUCAGCUCCCCAGGCGAACGCCGCCUGCUUCAUCGUGAAAGCUGAAGGACAGCCCGUGAGUGGGGAGGCUAAGGUCACUGUUCACCUCGGCUGGCCAAUGACUUUGUGCUGCCCUGGGUAGGGCUAACGACGUCCAGCCCUGACCUCACUGGCUCCCAGCUAUGCAGGAGUGCUCUGGUUAGUGAUACGGUAUCGCCGCCAGCAAGCAAAUCCAGAGCGUCUGGCCCAAGGAGGGGUGUGUCCAAGGGCUAGUGUGAGAAGGCUGCUGUGAAGAGUCCAACAGCCCUGCUGGUCCUGGGAAUCUGUGGCCACCCUUGGAGCAUCAGCCCCAGGGCAUCAGAAUUCUAACUGGUGCGGCUCUUGCCUUGUGAAACGGAGACUGGCUGGGUGCACGCCCGGGGCCCUGGAGCUGGGGUGUGUGAAAGCAGGUCAGUGUAUGACCCAGUAAGGUCUAAGCGGCCCCUGAACCUUUGUACGUGGACAGCACUGCCCCGGGCAGGGGCCUUGGCUCCCCAUUUCAGGUCCCCUAAGGUAGGACUGACUCGCACUGGGUGAGAGAGGCCUCCUAGGCUUUGGAACUCUGUCCCAUCGCAGCUUCCCUGUGACUGCCCUGUAGGAAAGACAGGCCCGACUGGGUCCUGUCUCUAACCCAUUGCUUGACCUGUCAUCACGGGCUGGGAGAGCCAGUUCCUGUUCCCCAAGAGCCUUGCAGCAGGGGCUGGCAGGCAGUGCAAACAGAGACCCAGCAGCCAGGCAGCUCGUAAGCACCUGCUUAAACUUUAGCAUGUGCACUUUCCCCAGGCACGGCUUUGCUUGCACUGCUGCUGGAGUUCUCCUGAAAAACACAACCCCCAAAGCCCUUAGUUCCUGCCUUCUCUCUCUCAGGCUGGGAGCCCUCAGCCCAGACAAGGGGCUGCUGUGUUCUAGUGAAGCAGGAGAAAGUUACUCUUGGCGUGGAAGUUUGGACCACAAAUGUUUAUUAAGCAUAACCCUUCCCCCCACCCCAAGCCCUAUGUAUUUCUAUAUAUUAAUUUAAAUCAUUUGGCAGGGUUUUUUUUUUUUAAGGAAAAAAACAAGUACCUGGUGGGUUGAAAUUCCCCCUUAAAAUGACAUUAGCAAAUGCACAUGUAAAAAAUAUAAAUAAGCUCAUACAUUCAAGUAUAUGGCAAUUACAUCACGCUUCCACAAGCUGAUUGGUCAGAUUCCAGUUUGUGGCCAGGCCAAGCCCCCAGCUGGUCAUGUUGUCUUAACAGCAGGAGCCUGGCGGGGUAGCCCCUCCUACCGAAUACAAUACAGGGAGCGAUGGCCCCGCUGAACUGGUCCUCGCACUGGUUGAUCCAUCCAGCAGUACUGAGGGUGAAUUCUACCUGCUCACACGGAGGACAUCUACACACGUUAGCACACUGGUGCCUCUCCCGAGCAUCCGUUCAGUUGGGCUAAGUGGCACCUGGCUGAAUUUCUUGCUGCUCCUGAGAGCGACGGGGAGAUGAGCAGUAGCUGGAAGGCCCACUGAGGACCGGCACAGCUUGUAAUCUAGCCCUGCCAGGCCCACCUGCCGCAGCAGUGCUAAGUGGCACCUCGGUACAGCAAACCUGGGGGGGGGCAGCUAGCCCCAUUCUGUGUGAGGGCUCAGGGCUUUUGGGGGAGGAGGAGCAUUGUUUUUCAGCCUAUUUGAAAGUGACAAGUCCCCACCAAAGUCAGCACCUUCCCUGUGUGCUCCUGUCACUUUAAAGAGCUACUGUGCCUAGCCCACACCAUGCCUGCCAGGCUGGAGGCCUCUAGCUCCUACUGCAAGAGAAAGGAGGAGUGUUAUUAAGCCCCUUAGGUGUGGGCAGUGCUCUAAGCUAGAUUCACACUGGACAGACUAACAGCGUUCCUCUAAAAACACGUGGCAGCUGUAUUCCUAGGGUAGUGAACGGGGCCAGAGUGACAGCCCUGGGGCGUGAGGUUCCAGCUUCACAACACGCAGCAAAACAAGUUUUAGCCCCUGCUGCUUUGCUUCCACCUGAACCCGAUGGGGCCUCCAUGGGGUUCACUGCCAGCAAGGCCAGUUGUGAGGCAAACACCCAGGAGCUCUUUGAUACAGGCCAACAGCUGUCAGGGGCUAGUGCCAAGUAUACCGGGCCCCUCUUCGUUCAUGGUCACAGGUUCCACUCCAGAGUUCCCCGCUCCCCUGUAACAGCACAGCCAGCAUGGCACCGGAGACAGGUAUGGGCAACCUCCGUGCUGCUGCUGCGUUUGCAGAGGAGGCGUCGCCAUGAGCGGGGGCAGCCCCACGUGUGCACAGCACCUGAACUGGGCUUGCUUGGCACUGCGGGGCAGGACCCCAGCUCCAAUGGCUCCCACUGUCACCUUGGCAGGCUGGUGAAGACAGCGCCAAAUGGCUCCUGGCCAGACCCGGGAGGAGUCCAAAGAAGAGAGGCACCCCGUUAGCCCACGUGUGGCAGAAAUAAAAUACAUUACGGCACGUAGGACCACGGUCGCUGCAGCCAGGGCUCAGGGUUACACUAACUGCUGGCUGCCUUCAGCUUCUCCACGGUUGCACCCCCUGCCUCCGGACGCCCCUUCCUCACAGAGCUCGGCAGGGGGGUGCAGACGCUCCCAGGCACCGCUGGCAGGGGGGCUGCAGCAGCCAGUUCACCAGUUGUCUGUCUACGUCCCUGGCACUCUGGGCCCAGCCCCCAGCUGUGCCUUCUAGCUUUGCUCAGCUGUACAACAGUCAUUGGUUGCCUAUAAAAAGCCAUAAAGAAAAACUGUCCCCAGCUUGUGAACCUGCCCAGCCCCUACUCCAAGGAAAGAUAAACCCCAAAAGU
Molecule: messenger RNA, 4822 nt
Organism: Terrapene triunguis (Three-toed box turtle)
Lineage: Eukaryota; Metazoa; Chordata; Testudines; Emydidae
Exons: 13
Coding region: 428-1924 (498 amino acids)
Source: RefSeq, a predicted model, not a curated record